AACGACACCACAAGUCAUCAACCAGACUCCUGAACGAGACACAGACACAACAGAAUCUACAUCAAAAUGCCUCGUCAAUCCCGUGGUCCAGCCCCGGCACCAAAGCGUCCAGUCGCCGCUCCAGCGCGACCUGCUCCUCCGCAACAGCAGCGCCCAGCCUCAACAUCCGCAUACCCACCUCAACAACAAAAUGCCGCACCACCACCAGCCGCGCAACCACAAGCCUCUGGCGGCUCAGGACUUUUCGGCCAAAUGGCAUCCACGGCAGCCGGUGUAGCAGUCGGCUCUUCCAUCGGCCACGCAGUUGGCGGGUGGUUUAGCGGUGGAAGCUCAACACCAGCUGCUCCAGCCGAUGCUACACCAGCUCAGCAGGAACAGUACGUGCAAGCUCAGGGUGCUGUGCAAAACGCCCCAAGAGUUUGCGCGACUGAGGUCGAGGGAUUCAAGAGGUGUAUGGAUGAUAACCAGGGCAACCUCACGAUUUGCGGCUGGUAUUUGGAUCAGUUGAAGGCUUGUCAGGCCGCGAGCAGUCAGUACUAGAAAGAAGUGAUGGGAGGGGAGAUGAUGGUGGCCACGCUGGUGGCGCUGUAAAUAUAUCUGAUCACCCCCUUUACGAUGCAUUGCAUUGCGGCUUGAUAAGAAUAAAAAGAUGCAUGGGAGGCAAGGAAGAUGCUAUUAGAUGAGAUAGAAUCGCUGUAUGGAAUCGGACGUCUCUCCUCUA
Molecule: messenger RNA, 721 nt
Organism: Pseudocercospora fijiensis CIRAD86
Lineage: Eukaryota; Fungi; Ascomycota; Dothideomycetes; Mycosphaerellales; Mycosphaerellaceae
Exons: 2
Coding region: 67-540 (157 amino acids)
Biological process (GO): mitochondrion organization
Cellular component (GO): nucleus; mitochondrion
Source: RefSeq, a predicted model, not a curated record